AUGGGUCUUACAAAGCAAUAUUUACGUUACGCACCAAGUGGAACUUUCAACAUAAUUGCUAGUGCUGAUUGCAAUAGUACUCACGUAUCUUUAAAUGGAAUUAGUGGAAGAUAUGUAGCAGUUGGAGCAUGUGAACAUGUUAUUAUUUGGGAUAUGAGAUUAGGAGAAAAAGCUCAGGUCAUCCCUGGUGAGAAUGUAGUAGUUUCACAAAUAGCAGCAAGCCCAACAGGCAAUCAUAUGGCAGUGGGUUAUGUUGAUGGGAACAUUAAUGUGUUUGAACUAAUGAACAAUGAGAUAGUGUGUGUUUUUGCUGGACACAAGUCAGCUAUUACAAGUUUACAGUAUGAUGAGCAGGGUCACAGAAUAGUUUCUGGAUCAAAGGAUACAGAGGUUAUUCUCUGGGAUGUUGUGUCAGAAACUGGUGUGGCGCGAUUCAGUGGACAUAAAGGUGCCAUAACAAGUGUUCUUUUUAUAAAUGGCAAAAAUUGUAUAGUUAGUGCUUCAAAGGAUACUUUUAUUAAGUUUUGGGAUAUUGAGACUAAACACUGCUUCAAAACAUUAGGUGGACACCAAAUGGAGGUAUGGUCAGCGGUGCUAUUAAAGGAAGAAAGAUAUUUGGUGACUGGCAGCAUGGAUCAAGAAUUACGUGUUUGGAAAUUGAAUUGGACAGAUAAGAUGAAGGAAGAAGAUAAACUAGUGCAGCAGCUAGAAAUAGUAAAAAUUGAGGAGACUGAUAAUACAGAAGACACUUCAGUUUUGCAAUGUCACCAAGUGGGCACCUUAAUACGCGGUGGCAAAGGGCGUGUAGUUGGUCUAUGCACUGAUCCAGGCCAGAGCGUGCUUGCAUGUUUUGGGACAGACUCUUUGCUUGAGUUAUUUGCGUUUUGUUCUGAUGAAGAAGCAAAAAUUAGGAUGAAUAAGCGGGUUAAGAAACAGAGAAAGAAACUUGCUAAACUCAAAGAAAGCGGUGAAGUGGACGCCGAAGCGACAGAGAUCAGCGAAUUGCUAACAUUGUCUGACGAAGUACGACGGUUGACAUCUGUGAAGUUAUCCGCAAAGAUCAAGUCUGCAACUCUACUGCUUGGCACUACGGGAGAGCUGCGAGUCGGAGUCACACUUUCUAAUAAUACUGUAGAGUUACAUAGCUUGAAGCUGGGCGAAGAAGGAGAAGUAAAAUGUUUGAAACAAAUUACGCAACCUGGUCACCAGAAAGAGCCGCGCUGUGUUGCCAUCAGUUCCGACAACCUGGCCGUACUGUCUGCCGCAGCGGAUUCCGUUAAACUUUGGAAUAGGACGAGCCAAGCGUGCUUACGCAGUAUCCCGCUGUCGGGCGGACGUCCGUGCAGUGCGUGCUUCGCGCCGGGCGACCGGCACGCGCUGGUGGGCUGCGCGGACGGCGCGCUGCUGCUGCUGGACGUGGCGGCCGCGCGCGUGCUGGAGCCCGUGCCCGCACACACCGCCUCUUGCAACUCACUGGGACUCACGCCUGAUCUACGCGGUUGUUACAGUGGCGGUGCAGAUAAGACCGUAAAGUUAUGGCAGUUUGAACUUAUUCCUGAUCCAACCGGCGAAUCUAAAGCCAAGGUUCUCUCCCUUCUUCACACAAGAACGCUAGAGUUGGAAGAGGUAGUGUGUGCUGUUAAGAUAAGUCCAAAUAACAAAUUCAUUGCGGUGGCGCUGAUGGAUUCCACAGUGAAGAUAUUCUUCCUUGAUACCUUUAAGUUUUACCUAUCACUCUACGGGCACAAACUGCCCGUCCUCUGUCUGGACAUCAGCUACGACUCUAACCUCAUCGCGACCGGUUCAGCGGAUCGUAACGUCAAGAUCUGGGGCAUGGACUUCGGUGAUUGCCAUAAGUCGAUAUUCGCGCACAACGAUUCCGUCACCGCACUCCAGUUUGUGCCGAACACUCACUAUUUCUUCACCGGCUCUAAAGACGGCAAGAUCAAGCAAUGGGAUGCUGAUACUUAUGACAAUAUAAUAACUCUCAAUGGGCACGCGGGCGCGUGCUGGGGCGUGUGCGUGGGCGCGGGCGGGCUGCACGGCGCGUCGUGCGGCGCGGACGGCGCGCUGCGCCUGCUGGCGCGCACCGACGAGCCGCUCGUGCUCGGCGACACCGACGACGCCGACGAGCCGCUCGCCACCGGCGAACAACACGCGCCUGUUCCAGGAUUACCAGGAUUAAAUAUGCCAACAAAGAAAACAAUAGGUGCAGAAAAAGCUGCCGAUUCAAUAUUGGAAUGCCUGUCGGUGGGUGCAGAAUAUGAACGGCAGGUGGCCGAGGCGAGAGGGCAACCCGUGCAGCCCCCUUUGCUCAUGGCGGCCUACAAUUGUAACUCCGCAGAGGAUUUCUUACUAGAGAUUCUUAAAAAAAUACGUUCUAGCGAGCUGGAGGAGGCGCUGCUGCUGCUGCCGCUGAGCGCGGCGGGCGAGGCGCUGCGGCUGGCGGGCGCGCUGCUGGAGCGCGGCGCGUGCGCCGAGCUGGUGAGCCGCGCCGCGCUCUUCCUGCUGCGCCUGCACCGCGCGCCGCUGGCUGCCAACCCGCGCCUGCUCAAGCACCUCAUACAGAUACAGGCCAAGGCCGCCAUACGCAUCAACGAGCUGCGGGACAUGGUGGGCUACAAUUUGCACGCCCUUCAAUGGCUUCGUCGUGAAGCAGAGGCGGCAGAAAGCGAGCAGCUGUUCAAAGUUGCUGUUGGGGAAAAGAAAGCACGGGACUCGAAACGUCGAGCCAGGCAGGCGGUCAAACGGCCAAUAAUAACUGUGACAUAG
Messenger RNA from Parnassius mnemosyne (clouded apollo), 2772 nucleotides. The record is from the annotation of a GenBank genome assembly. Lineage: Eukaryota; Metazoa; Arthropoda; Insecta; Lepidoptera; Papilionidae.